AUGAUCUUAGUAGAAGAGCAUUCAGAGGAUGCCAAUGUUAACACCCACCUUAUACAUCAGAAAAGCCUCAGUGAACAGGCAUUCUAUAUACGUGAAGAAUGUGGCAAGUGUUUUGAUCAAAAGGAAGACUUUGAUCAACAUCAGAGCGUUCAUAAUGGAAAGAAGGUCUAUGGAUGUAAGGAAUGUGGGAAGAAUUUCAGUUUUAGAUCGCAUUGCAUUGUAUAUCAGAGGAUUCACACUGGGAUGAAACCAUGCCUAUGUCAAGAAUGUGCUAACGCCUUCGGUUGGAAGUCAAACUUGAUUCAGCUCCGGAGAAUUCACACCAGAGAGAAACCCUUUGAAUGUAAGGAAUGUGACCCAGGGAUCGAACCUUGGUCUCCCGCAUUGUAG
Messenger RNA from Rangifer tarandus platyrhynchus (Svalbard reindeer), 390 nucleotides. NCBI's taxonomy places the organism in Eukaryota, Metazoa, Chordata, Mammalia, Artiodactyla, Cervidae. The record is from the annotation of a GenBank genome assembly.